UAUACAACAUGUUCGAUCAUUUCCCCUAAAUUCAUAGCUAACCCCUUGCCAUUUUCCUUAAUCUAUAUUCUAUACACAACCCACUCUCCUUCAUUAGCAAUGGCUCUCGUGAAUCUCAUCUUUAUAUUGCUCUUCUUGGUGUCACUAGUGUAUUCCAAAGUUACACUUGAGAAUUCUGGUUUUGAAUCUCCACCAACAAAUCUAACCACAAACUCUACCUCCCAAUUCAUACUCCUCGAUACCAAAACCAACCGCAUCCCCGGUUGGUCAUUCAACGGUACCGUUUGGAAUGUGACAGCUGACGAAAACGUUUCUCUACCUGAAAACGGUCACGGAGUGCAAUUAGGUCCAAACGGUAUGAUUAACCAAACAUUCAAGCAAGAUGAAAAUUACGAUUUUAUCCUCACCUUUACACUUGCUCCAAGCAGCCCAGAUUGUGCCAACUCCACUUCUGUAAAUGUUUCGGGCCCUAGUGCUUCUGAAGUAUUCUUCUUCAGAGAAUCAUUAGGGACCGAAAUGUGGCAAACCUAUGCUUAUUCGUUAUGGAACCAAAUUGGUCUUAUGAGCCUACAAAUUCAAAGUACAUCAACAAGUAACAACAAUAGUAAUAAUAUAACUUGUUGGCCUAUUGUCGACACUAUUCUAGUUACCGGUAUCGAGAGUCCAAGGUGGUAUUCAGAUAAUGGGUUUGUGAAUAGUGGAUUCGAAGUAGGACCAGCCUUUAUUGGGAACUCUUCUCAAGGAGUCCUAUUUGAGGCUGAUUCCAGCUAUCCAUACAGUUCAGUCCAAUCUCCACUCCAAUAUUGGACCAUUUUAGGUAUAGUGAAAUACAUUGAUUCGAAACACUAUGCGGUCCCACGCGGAGGUCGAGCAGUUGAAUUGGUUUCUGGUGCACAUGCGGGUUUACACGCGGAUCCUUACUCGGAUCUUAUUGAUGGGUCUUGA
Molecule: messenger RNA, 945 nt
Organism: Lactuca saligna
Lineage: Eukaryota; Viridiplantae; Streptophyta; Magnoliopsida; Asterales; Asteraceae
Source: the annotation of a GenBank genome assembly